This is a messenger RNA of Orbicella faveolata, 3325 nucleotides long. RefSeq lists its product as uncharacterized. NCBI's taxonomy places the organism in Eukaryota, Metazoa, Cnidaria, Anthozoa, Scleractinia, Merulinidae. The record is from RefSeq and is a predicted model, not a curated record. Gene Ontology annotation, molecular function: protein binding.
GUAUGAAGUCAACUCCCAACUCAUCGUGAGUUAGCAAAACUCCUGCUAAUUCUCGAAUUUGAAAGCGCUUUCAUUAGAAGCAUGGACAAACCUUCGUCUUCAAAUGAAGAUACGUGUAGCGGCACGAAAGACAAGUUUGGUUUCACAGUGGAUUUUUCCUGGGGGGUUAGUUCCCUGCGGCAGUGCGCUGGUUUUCCGGCUCGCGUUCUGGACCCAGAGGACCAGAAAUCCUACAUGUGCAUGUAUGUUGCACCUCUUGGGGCCCUUGUAGUGUGCUGGGACAUUACAACAAGGCAGAGAAGGUACUCAUUUCAAGCUCACAGUGAUUUGAUAACUGUAAUGCUUCAUAACAUCCAUCUCAACGCUGUUUUCACGGCAUGUUACAGUGGAGAAAUCAAACUCUGGAGUCCAACAUGGGAACUGCUCGUGAACAGCAAAACGAAAGUGGGAGAGGUUCAUUUUGCAGAUUGGUCCAAAAAUGGUGACCGAAUUUUACUCUGUGGCGGAGAAGAUUCUGCUGUGAUUGUGUACGAUCUCGCUAAAUGUGACUCAAAGUGGGAAAUUCAAGAAAGGUGGAUUGUUACCCCGCAAACGACGAAGAAUUCUCCAGACAAAGCAAUUGAGAACUUUGUUCAAACUGAUUCAGUGGGCAAAAAGGGUAACCCAGGCAGCUCUACAUACGUAGAGCAGAAAGAUUACUACGACAUGGCAAUUUUUGCACCUCAAAACAAGGUUAUUGCACUUCUUCAAAGGCACCAUAAUAACUUUAGCGAGGCUCAUUUGUACUCAGGGAGUGGUAACUUUUUGAAAUCCCAAAUUUUAGAUCCCCUUGGAGACGCAAAGGCAUCAUUGCUGUGUCUAUCCCCAUGCCACAAUGGGAUCUUUGCUGUAGGAUUCCAGGGAGGGAUCUUUCUUCUUCUUGAUGAAAAGGACCUGUCAGUCACAUCAAUUCUUCAAGCUACAGGCUCGGCCCAGGUAACCUUGUGGCAUGGGAACUGCCUCCUCACAGUAUCCUACCUGUCUGGAAUUUUCUCAUGGUGGACAUCCGGUGGUGAACUUGUCCAUGAAAUCCGUGGUGGUCCCAAAGGUUCUAUUAUCCACCUCAACUGGGCAGAACCAGGAAAAGAGUUAUGGGUGGGUGGAAUCAUGUCACUCCAUUAUGUCUCCUUGGAAUACAACAAUCCCGAGGAGAAAUUUCCUGUCCAAGUUGAGGAGCAACACAGCAUCAAAUUCCUUGAAGUCACAGGAUGUGGUGUUGCAGUAAAUGAUAAAAACCUAGUACUGGCAGGAGAUUUUACUGGGAACAUCUGUGUUUGGCAGCAAAGUAAGACUGAUCCAGUUUUCCAAACCAAAUAUGAAAGUGCCAUUAGAUGCCUCACAUGGAACAAUAGCUAUGCUUUCAUUGGCUGCCUUGAUGGCAAUCUUUUAACAUGGCUUCCUGGAAGUGAUCUCUGUCCCCAUAUUGCUUUAACCUGCAUUGGUGGUGUUUUAACAAUGGCAUGGUCACAUGAUCUCAGUAGCUUGGCCAUUGGUCUGGACACAGGAAAUUUAUGCCUCUAUAGAUUUCAACCAGUCAACUCAUCAGAGCCUGAGGAAUUGCUUAAUGUUAGAGCCCAUUCUAUCAGGAGGGAUGGACAAGAGAUGGCAGCUGAGAUCUGGAGUGUUUGUUGGAGUCCAUGUGGUUCAAUGAUUGCAACUGCAUCCGAAGAUCAGACAGCUUGUGUGUGGAAUUCUGCCAAUGGUCUGAAAAUUGACACACUCACUGGUCACACUACUGCAGUGACAUCAAUAGACUGGAAGGAAAUGGUCAAUGGUCAACUGUUAUUGGCCACCUGCGCUGACGACAGGACAGUACACAUAAGGGAUGGAGUUACAUUCAAAAUGAAGUAUUUGCUUGACACAAAAGACAUCCAUGGCUGGUACACGCUGACCUACUUGAGCCUAAAUCCUGUUAAAAAUUGGUGUCUCUGCUCAACGCAAAAUGGCCGUUUGGUUCUCUGGGAUUGCCUGAGUGGUGAGCGACUUGGAUGCCGCAAAAUGCAUGCUGGAUCCAUUGAAGGAUUGGUGUGGAACAAGGAUUACACUUUGUGUGCCACUGUGAGUUCUGAUUGUGUAGUGAACAUGUUUAGGGUCAAUGAAGUACACUGCAAAUUGUGAUGACAAAAUUGCAUGUUGUACACAUGUAUCAGUUGCUGUGCUUGAGAAAUUGAACACAAUUGUAGUAUGUAUGUACCAUUACUGGAAUCAACUUAAUGCUUAAAAUAAGUUUAAUGAAAUAUUAUAGUGUUUUCAAUCAGGCAAUAGUCUCUUGUAAAGCAAUCAGACAAUGAAUUUGUUUGUACCCAACAUUUAGAUAGACGCGUUUAGUUUAACCAAUAAUCAAAAAGAAAACUUUAAAAGAGUAUGGGCUGCCCAAUAUAACCAUAAGAGGCAGCCAUACUUAAGGAAAAAUAAUCAAUAUAUAUUUAAUGGUCAGGUACUUACUGUAGUAUGUGUACAGAACACAGGCCCAUGCACACUACACAGAAAAGCAACUUUCACUUUUUUUAAAGAAGUAAGAAUAAUAAUUUCCUUCAAAGCCAGAAAUAACUAGAGCUAUUAUCAAAAAACUUGUUUUCAAUGUUAAAAGAUAGUGGCUUAAUGCCAUUGUUAAUAUUUUUUCAAACGUUUGCAACACAAGACCACCCUGUGUAAAGCUGAGUGUAGUGGAAUAAAACAGUCGCAAUUACAAUAGCAAUCAAGACAUGAAGGUAAAUGAAUGACUGGUCAACAGCUGUUCAUGAACUGCCCUACAUGCAUAUUUUCAUGCUAAACCUUAGUGCAGUGUAUAAUUAUGUACAAAUUGCACUUCACAUUCUGCCACGACUGCCAAAACUUUACAGUUACAGUUUACAUUUACAGUGUAUGUGCAUGAUGAAACAUACAUGUACCAAGAAACUACAAAGGAACUUACAACUAGGAGGAUAGUUUAAGAAAUUACAUAUUUCGAGAUCCUACAAACCUGUAUAUUUUUAUUGUUCUCGUAUCCUAAAUAUAACGCAUAGAGCUUUUUAUAAUAUAGGUUUAGAUGAUGUUAAUAGUCUAGUUGUUAAYAACGCUUCUUCUUAUAGUCUUAGGAAAUCGUUAAAUGUUGUUGUAUCUAGGCCAAGAACUGAACAGGGCCGUCGUUCAUUUAAACACAGAGCUGCAAUUGCCUGGAACUCUUUACCUGACUCUGUCAAACAGCUUGAAAACCCUCUUUCUUUUAAAAGGAAGAUAAAAUUGAUCAAGACCUAUGUCAGAGACAUCAGUUUCCAAAAGGAAUGCUCUGUAAAUUAUAAUAAGA